AUGUACUACCGAAACGCCAAUUGUGCUGUUGUGGUAUACGACAUAACCCAAACCGCCUCUCUCGAGAAAGCACGGAACUGGAUUCGUGAACUCCAACGUCAAGCAGAUCCUUCCAUAGUCAUUGCACUCUGCGGCAACAAAUCUGAUCUGGCUGCCAGACGACAGGUCACAGAGGAGGAAGCCAAGAAGUACGCAGAGGAAGAGGGGUUAAUGUGGGGAGAGACGAGUGCGAAAACGGGUGAAGGUGUGAAUGAUAUAUUCACCGAUAUAGCCAAGAAACUUCCUCUUACUGCACCACCACCAAGAGCAGGUGCAGCACGAGGUGCCCCCGCAAAGAGUGGAGGAGUGGAUUUGAACAAGAAUACCUCAGCGCAAGGCCAAGGCGACGCGUGCAACUGCUGA
Molecule: messenger RNA, 402 nt
Organism: Marasmius oreades (fairy-ring Marasmius)
Lineage: Eukaryota; Fungi; Basidiomycota; Agaricomycetes; Agaricales; Marasmiaceae
Exons: 2
Coding region: 1-402 (133 amino acids)
Molecular function (GO): GTP binding; GTPase activity
Source: RefSeq, a predicted model, not a curated record